AAGACUGACCACUCAAGAAACUGGUGGUUCUUGUGCCCUCUAUGCGUUCGACAAUUUGUCUAUUAGACUUUCUAGUUAUCAACAACACUUUUGCAAACAACCAAACUUUUUUUUUCUUGAUAAGAUGAUAUGGCUAUUGAGUUAUUCAUAGUGUCCACUUUUUAAAGAAUUGUCUAAAACUGAUAAUUCUCUUUCAAGAAUUGCACCAUUUUUGCCUAGGCAUUUUUUUCAUUUUUGAUGAGGCUAUGGUUUGAGUUUUCAGCUAUGGGGUUUGAGAAAAAAUGGGCGGGGAUUAUUUUUUAUUGUUAAAUGAGUGGAAGCUUCAAUAUUUUCCUUUAAAAUACCUACAUGAUCGUCAGGGUAGGUUUAGUGGUUGCUGCUUCUAUAGCAGCCUAUGCAGUUAAGCAGAUAAAUGUAAAACCCUCAAAGCCUUCGGAAAAUGGUGAACCAUUGCCCAAACAACGAAGCGACGAAGGGAAUGAAAAGGAGGAGCAGCUUUUGUAUUCUACAGAUGGCCCCAAAGAAGUGGUUGAUGAGGAAGAGGAGAAAGAAGAAGUGAAAUUAAUGAAUGGAAUUAUAAAUCCAGCACAGGGUAACCAGCUUGAUCUUGAUGAUGAUCUUUUCCCUGAAUUUGAAGAUCUUUUAUCCGGGGAGAUUGAAUUUCCAUUACCAAGUGACAAGUAUGAUACAGAAAGAGAAGAGAGAGAGAAGGUGUACCAAAAUGAGAUGGCCAACAAUGAAAAAGAACUUGAAAGAUUGCGAAAUCUUGUUAAGGAGCUCGAGGAAAGGGAGGUGAAACUUGAAGGAGAGUUGUUGGAAUAUUAUGGUUUGAAGGAGCAAGAAUCAGAUAUCCUCGAGUUACAAAAGCAGCUCAGGAUUAAGUCUGUAGAGAUCGACAUGCUUAAUAUCACUAUAAAUACUUUACAGGCCGAGAAACAAAAGCUUCAAGAGGAGGUUUUCAAUGGAACUACUGCUCGGAAAGAGUUAGAAGCAGCGAGGAGCAAGAUCAAGGAGUUGCAGAGGCAGAUGCAGCUUGAAGCUAACCAAACGAAAGCUCAGUUGUUGUUGCUGAAACAACAUGUUAGUGGACUUCAAGAAAAGGAAGAGGAUGCUUUCAAGAGAGAUGUUGAGGUUGACAAGAAGCUUAGACUUGUAAAGGAAUUAGAAGUGGAGGUUAUGGAGCUUAAGAGGAAGAACAAAGAACUUCAGCAUGAAAAGAGAGAGUUGGUUAUAAAAUUGGAUGCUGCUGAAUCUAAAGUAGCAAACUUAUCCAAUAUGACAGAGAAUGAAAUGGUUGCCCAGGUCAGGGAAGAGGUAACUAAUUUGAAGCAUACAAAUGAGGAUCUUCUAAAACAAGUAGAAGGACUUCAAAUGAACAGAUUCAGUGAAGUUGAAGAGCUAGUGUAUCUUCGUUGGGUCAAUGCAUGCUUAAGAUUUGAACUUCGGAACUACCAAACACCUCAAGGAAAGGUAUCAGCUCGUGAUCUCAGUAAAAAUCUGAGCCCAAGAUCUCAACAGAAGGCCAAACAGUUAAUGUUAGAAUACGCAGGAUCAGAACGUGGCCAAGGAGAUACAGAUCUUGAAAGCAAUUUUUCGCAGCCAUCUUCUCCCGGUAGUGAAGACUUUGAUAACGCUUCUAUUGACAGUUCCACAAGCAGAUUUAGUGCUUUCAGUAAAAAGCCUGGCCUAAUCCAGAAGUUGAAGAGAUGGGGCAAAAGUAAAGACGAUUCCAGUGUUUUGUCUUCACCAGCAAGAUCUCUUGGGGGAGCAUCUCCGGGCCGGACAAGUGUAAGUUUUAGAUCAAGGGGUCCUCUGGAAUCACUAAUGCUCAGAAAUGCAGGUGAUGGUGUAGCCAUCACUAGUUUUGGAACAGCUGAGCAGGAAUAUGAUUCCCCUGAAACACCGCGGCUUCCACCGAUUAGGACACAAGAUUCUUCUGCUGAGCCACUGAACUCAGUUGCAUCAUCCUUCCAGCUAAUGUCUAAAUCAGUUGAAGGAGUUCUAGAUGAGAAGUACCCCGCAUUCAAAGAUAGGCAUAAGCUGGCAGUAGAGCGAGAGAAUCGAAUUAAGGUAAAGGCCGAGCAGGCAAGAGCAGCAAGGUUUGAGAAGUCCUUGCCCCCGAAACUUUCUCAAUUGAAAGAGAAGCGAGUGUCAGUAUCAGUAUCAGCACCAGUGGUCUCUGCCUCUGCUGACUCAGUUGAGCAGUCCGGUGAUAGCAAAACUGACUCUCAAGCAGUGAGCAAAAUGAAACCAAUUAAUAUUGAGAAAAGACCUCCUAGGACUCCUCGUCCACCUCCUACACGAUCAGCAGGUGGUCCCACUCCAGCUGGUAAUAAUGUUACAGGUGGGGCACCUGGUGGUCCACCCCCACCACCUCCUCCGCCUGGUGCUCCACCACCGCCGCCACCACCUGGUGGAGGAGCUCCUAGACCACCUCCUCCUCCUGGAUCUCUAAUGAAAGGAGGAGCUGGAGGUGAUAAGGUCCAUCGCGCUCCUGAAUUAGUUGAAUUCUACCAAUCAUUGAUGAAACGCGAGGCAAAGAAGGAUACAUCAUCACCUUUGAUAUCCUCUACUUCAAACACAUCAGAUGCAAGAAGCAACAUGAUCGGGGAGAUAGAGAACAGAUCCACAUUCCUGUUAGCUGUGAAAGCUGAUGUGGAAAGUCAAGGUGAAUUUGUCGAGUCAUUGGCAACUGAAGUUCGUGCUGCUUCAUUUACCAAUAUCGAGGAUCUAGUGUCGUUUGUGAACUGGCUAGAUGAAGAACUCUCCUUCUUGGUUGAUGAACGAGCUGUCCUCAAGCACUUUGACUGGCCAGAGGGAAAAGCAGAUGCACUGAGAGAGGCCGCCUUUGAAUAUCAAGAUCUAAUGAAACUAGAAAAGCAUGUAACCUCCUUUGUUGAUGACCCAAAUCUUCCAUGUGAUGCUGCUUUGAAAAAGAUGUACAAGUUGCUUGAGAAGGUGGAACAAAGUGUUUAUGCACUAUUGCGUACUCGCGAUAUGGCUGCAUCAAGAUACAGAGAAUUUGGCAUUCCUACUAAUUGGUUGCAAGAUGCAGGUGUUGUGGGCAAGAUCAAGCUUUCAUCGGUACAAUUGGCGAGGAAGUACAUGAAACGUGUAGCAUCAGAGCUUGAUGCCAUGGGUGGACCUGAGAAGGAACCAAACAGAGAAUUCUUGAUUCUACAAGGGGUUCGUUUUGCUUUCAGAGUUCAUCAGUUUGCUGGAGGAUUUGAUGCUGAAAGCAUGAAGGCUUUUGAAGAAUUAAGGAGUCGUGUCAAAAGUUCACAAACAGAAGAGACUACACAAGAACAAUGAGAAUAUCUGUAUUUUGGUUUUGGUCAUUGUAAAUUUCAUCAUUUUCUCCAAGUAUAGCAAACUUACUCUAUCUUGGACAUUUGUACAAUUCAAAAAGGUGAAUAACUCAAGGAGAGUAUUAGAUAACACAGAUUAAAUAGAGGAAAGUUGAAGGACAAACAUUGUAUUGGAAAAGACAGAGAAAACUACAUUAAUCAAUGAGUGAAAUUUGGAACUCCAUAA
Messenger RNA from Nicotiana attenuata, 3534 nucleotides. Its product is annotated as protein CHUP1, chloroplastic. Gene Ontology annotation, biological process: chloroplast organization. Lineage: Eukaryota; Viridiplantae; Streptophyta; Magnoliopsida; Solanales; Solanaceae. The transcript has 9 exons. Bases 349 to 3312 code for a protein of 987 amino acids. Gene Ontology annotation, cellular component: chloroplast outer membrane. The record is from RefSeq and is a predicted model, not a curated record.